This is a messenger RNA of Rubroshorea leprosula, 1028 nucleotides long. The record is from the annotation of a GenBank genome assembly. Lineage: Eukaryota; Viridiplantae; Streptophyta; Magnoliopsida; Malvales; Dipterocarpaceae.
GUUCAAAUUUGUAGCUGAGUUGGUAGUAGCCGUUGGAAGAUUACGCUGAGCUUGUGCUUGUUAGUUGUCAGUUAGAACCAGGGUAAACAACGAAUAAACCGUUUUCUCUUAUCCUUCUCAGAUCUGAUCUUCUUCUUCUUCCCCUGUUUCUUGAUUUCUGAUACUAUCAGCUCCUGUGCUGAUGCAACGUCUCCCUGCUGAAACCAGUUCGUUAAAAAUCGAUUCACGCUUCUACCUUGAUUUCUUCUUCCUCUGCUUCCCCUCAUUCCUUUAUCAUCCAUCUCAGAUACUCUCCUGUGAAUAAUUCAAUUUGUUCUGUCAUUAUUUUAGGUUCUUCCUCCUUUGUUCCUCUCCUUCGUCUUCCUCUGUUAUCCCUCAAUUCCUCCGAAGAAAUUUUUCAGAAACCCUGAAAAGAUUCAAAUUCAAAAUUUCUUGAUAAUUUUUUCAGAAGCUCUAAAAAGAUUCGAAUUCAAAAUUUCUUUUCCGUAUUUCGUCUUCCUCUGUUCCUCCCCUCCCACUUCCAAGAUUUCACCGUAAAGCUAAAGAAUUGCUGUAACACCUGUUAAAGCAUAAAGCAUGGAACAAGAAACGGUAACUUUUAAGUUACCAAUGAUUCAGGCUGAUAUACUUUCUUGCAUCCUAUUUGGUUUGGGCAGAAUGUUCAGAGGCAUGCCUGCUGUGAAAUUGGGAAUGGUUGUCCGCCCAGACACCAUUUCCCUGGGAGUCUUUGUGGGCAAGAGGCGUAUGGCAUUUUUAAGCCUCCGCGGGUUUGGGGUUGGCAUCUCUCGACCGAUCAUACUCACUAGAAUGAUGGACUUUGAUGACCUUGAUUUUGCUGUCCACUCCUUUUCCAUGGCAGUGAAUGAAGGUCGAUUCCCAAGAUCGCUUGACCUAUGUGCAAGUCGAGUCUUAUCAGAAGGGUGUGGUUGAAUGCAACUAAUUUAGAUAUAGUUUGAAUCUUGAGGUCCUUUGCAUUGUUCAAGCGGGAUGUUUUGUUGUUCCUCGUAAAAUAAAUAGAAGAAAAAUAG